Messenger RNA from Cuscuta epithymum, 3009 nucleotides. Lineage: Eukaryota; Viridiplantae; Streptophyta; Magnoliopsida; Solanales; Convolvulaceae. The record is from the annotation of a GenBank genome assembly.
AAGUCACCAACGGAUCCCCCCCUUUCCUUGCUGUGGUGAUGCUCUCGGCUCUCCACUCCCGUUGUCAUUACGCUUCAAAAUCCAAAAGUUUACUUUCUGCAAAAACUUUCGCUCUGCAUUUGAGCAUUUCUGAAGCAAGUUCGACGAAGUACUUUCUAUACAAAUAUCCGCAAAGAACACAAGAGGUUAAAUAAAGGAUUCGACCGCAGCAACUUUCGACCAAGUGUAGCGGCAAGUAGAAUCAAAAUGUUUAGUGUUCAGGGAAAGUCGGUUGGCAGGAAUACAAGAAGUGCUGGAGCUCCUGAAAAUGAAAAUCAUCAAGCAGAACAUCAGAAUGAAGCUGCAAGAAUAGUGAACACAGAAGAACCAAUUCUAAGGCUAGAAAAGCAAAAAACCAGCAAAAAAAGAAAAGCAGAGCCAAAAAAGCCGAAAGAAGAAUCUGAAGAAUCAGAUGAUGAAUGUGAAAUAGAGAGAAGCAACAGGCCGGCUUCCGUAAACCUCAGAACAAGAGUAGGACCAGCCCCUUUCAUGAAGUUGAUUAAACUGUUAGAUGACAACAAAAAAGUAGCAGUUGAAAGGAUUGGGUUUGGGGGAUUACUGCAUUUAAACUUUGACAGAUUCUAUGGAGAUUUGGUUGAGUUUCUGUUGAAGAACUUUAGACCAAUUUCAGGACAGCUACAACUUGCAAAUGGUGAGCUGCUAGAUAUUGAAGAUGAAGAUGUCAAAGCUGUAUUUGGUCUGCCAAAAGGAAAGAUUGAAGUUCAAGAAGCCAAUGCCAAGAAUGAAACUGAAGAGUAUACCCAACUGCUGCAAGAAUGGAGAGAAGAAUGGGGGAUUGAUAAAGGAAGCCCUCAAACAUCAAAAAUGAUUGAAAAAAUAGUUGCAGAUACUGAUACUGGAGACCGAUUCAUCAGAAACUUUGUGGUCUUUACAGUCUCUUGCCUCAUCAGAGGAAACCAGAGUGUGAGGAGCAAUUUUAAAAUAUUGCUGUCUUUGGUGAAUGUAGCUGAUAUACCAAAGAUGAACUGGUGCAACUACACAAGAAGAUCGCUGAUGGAUGCAGGCGAGGAAUGGCAAGCUAAUCAAUCAAAGAUGUUCAGCGGACCAUUACUCUUUCUAAUGAUAUGUUACUUUGACCGAGUACAAUUCAAAGGCCAACUUUUGGAGACUGCUUACCCAACAAUUAGAAUCUGGGACAAGGAGAGAAUUGACAAGAGAGUCAAAGAUGAGAGAAAGGUGGGCUUUGGUCUGGGGAAGGUGACACAGCGAAUAUUAACAGUGGAAGAGGACGAUGAAGAAAAAAAAGGAGGAAAAGAAGAUGAAGAAAAUGAAGAUGAUGAAAUGCUGUCGAAGGAGGAUUGUGUCAAGAAGAUUAUAGCUGUGGCACAAAAGUUCAGUGAUGCUUUUGUUGAAUUUUCAAAGUUGCCAUCCGCAAUUUCAAAAAGAUUUCCAAACUCGGAUAUCUUAAAAAAGAUAUACCUGACCACUGCCGAUUACUUCAUCAGGCAAGGUAAUGGUAAAGAGCAGGCAACUGAGAAUGAGAGAUUCUCUGAGAAGUGCACACUGGAAGAAGAUGAUGAUUUCUUCAAUGAACCUGGGGCAAUGGAAGCGCUCAUAAAGCUUGAAAAAGCUGCACUACUGAAACUCACAAUGCCUUCACUCGAUUUGGGCAUUGUGUUUACCAUGACUCAACCUGAAACAAAUGCCGUUCAAAAGAAUCAGAAGCAAACUGAUGAUCAGACAACUGGUGAACAGAUCAGAGAGAUUGCAAGAACAGUAGAAGGUGAAAACAAUGAAGACGAUGUCACUGCACGAGUAAAUGAAGCAGGGAAAAUCAAUACUCCCGGAGUGAAUCAAAAUGAUGCUAAUGAAGAAAUAGAGCUUGGGGUGGCUGGAGAUGACAAGACUGCUGCUGAUGGUGAAGCAAAGAAAGAAGUUGAUAAUGAAGAAGUGAAUAUAGAGCUUAGGGUGGCUGGAGAUGACAAGACUCCUGCUGAUGGUGAAGCAAAGAAAGAAGUUGAUAAUAAUCAAGGGAAUUAUGAGGUGAAGGCAUAUAGAAGAAAGAAGCUUAGAAAUGUGAAUUACAGGUCACCACUACUGAAGAACAAUAGAAGAUUGUGCAAGGAGAUGAGCAGGGAAGAAAAGAUUGUUCUUGACUAUGGAUUUUCAAAAGUUGUUGAGAAAGAGUGUCUCUAUCAAGAUGAGGGAGGUUUGUUUAUCACUCAUGAGGAGUUCCAGACACUUGAAGAACAAACUGUAGAAAACUCCAUCAUUUAUGCAUGGGCAAAAAUUGUGAAUGACAGAGAAAAAUCAAACAAUACUACAAAGCGCGCCUUCAUAGCAUCACCCCUAGUAUAUGCACAGUUUGAUGUUACAUCUGGUGACCCAAUGGAAAACAUGGUUGAGAGACUAGAAAAAGAAGUCAAUGAAGCAGGAGCAGAUGUUAAGCAAUUUGAUAUGAUAAUGUUUCCAAUCCACAAGGAUCUGCACUAUUAUAUCUACUGCUUUUACACAAAAAGCAACAUUGUUGAUGUGAUUGACAACCACCAGCUUCCAGAUGGGGUGGACUUUGGGGAUAAAUAUGGUGAAAGUUUUACGAAAAUGGGUGAAGGAUUCAAAAUCUUCUGCAAGAAAGUGAAACUUUCAGGCGCAAAGGCCACAAAUUGGAUUCCCAGAAUUUUGUGUAUGCCAUGGAGACAUAAUGGCAAUAAAGUUGACAGCGGAAUAUUUGCUAUGCGCCAUUUGGAGACAUUUCGUGGCGAAGGACACAAAUGGAAUUCUGGAUUUGCACCUCCUACAAAUGAGGGAAUCAAAGCUCAAAGUGAAACCCUGCAGAAGAUGAGAUUAAUGUAUGGAGCACAAAUAUUACUGUCCAAAUUUAACAUUGAAAGGGAAAAAGUUGUGAAAAAAGCAAACGACUACAUUAAGAUGUAACUUUCUUCCUCCAUAUUUUAAUGUUUGCUACACUUUUCUUUUUGGAAUGUACCGAGUAUUUAAAAGUUUGUUACA